Molecule: messenger RNA, 7275 nt
Organism: Aspergillus terreus NIH2624
Lineage: Eukaryota; Fungi; Ascomycota; Eurotiomycetes; Eurotiales; Aspergillaceae
Gene: ags2
Product: alpha-1,3-glucan synthase Ags2
Exons: 6
Coding region: 1-7275 (2424 amino acids)
Biological process (GO): fungal-type cell wall (1->3)-alpha-glucan biosynthetic process
Cellular component (GO): fungal-type cell wall
Molecular function (GO): alpha-1,3-glucan synthase activity
Source: RefSeq, a predicted model, not a curated record
AUGCAGUGGCGGUUUGCAGGCUCGUUGCUUGCGUUCUUUGCGGCAACAGCAACAUGCUGGCCCUACGAGGAGUCCCUCGUGGAGUAUAACCUGAACGCAAACAAGGACACUACGGAUCCGGCGAAGUAUACUCACAUCGAAUGGCCUAACCACAAGUAUUAUCCCUCUCCUAAAAGCUGGCGUUUCCCCUUCUAUACGCUGUUCCUCGACCGAUUUGUGAACGGAGAUCCUACAAACGAUAACAUCAACCAAACUUUGUUUGAGCAUGACCUGGACUCCAAUCAGAUGCGCCAUGGAGGUGAUGCAGUUGGCUUGGUGGAUACCCUAGAUUACAUACAAGGAAUGGGUGUGAAGGGUAUCUAUCUCGCAGGAACAAUUCUGAUGAAUCAACCCUGGGGUUCGGACGGCUACUCAAUCCUCGAUACUACACUACUUGAUCAGCACUUCGGUACUAUCCAGACAUGGAGAGAUGUGAUCACAGAAAUUCAUAAGCGGGGAAUGUAUGUCCUGUUCGACAAUACUAUUGCAACCAUGGGCGAUUUGAUCGGUUUCAAAGGAUACCUGAACGAGACGACUCCGUUCUCCGUGAAAGAGCAUGAGGCACUCUGGAAAAGCGAGCGCCAGUAUGUCGACUUUCGAUUUAGUAACGAGUACAACGAAACCUGUGAUUACCCGCGGUUUUGGAACGAGACCGGAUUUCCAGUGGACCAAUCCGUUAGAGACGAAUUGGUUGGAUGCUACAACAGUGAUUUCGACCAAUAUGGAGACCGUGAGGCCUUUGGCGUCUAUCCCGACUGGGAACGUCAACUGGCCAAGUUCGCUUCCGUCCAGGACCGUUUGCGCGAAUGGAACCCCAGUGUCAGGGAGAGAAUCAUCCAACACUCCUGUAUGAUUAUCAAGGCUCUUGAUAUCGACGGAUUUCGGUACGAUAAAGCCACUCAGGCCACCGUGGAUGCCCUUGGAGAAAUUUCCUCUGCAUACAGGGAGUGUGCUCGAAGCGUUGGCAAGGACAAUUUCUUCCUCCCUGGAGAAAUUACUGGUGGAAACAACUUCGGGGCUAUCUAUCUGGGACGCGGAAGGCAACCGGACCAGUAUCCCGAUUCAGCCAUGGAUUCAAUGGCAAUGACGAACAAGUCUAAGCAGCAGUAUUUCUUGCGCGAGGAUGGUCUGCAGGCUCUUGAUUCUGGUGCCUUCCAUUACUCGGUAUACCGUACUCUUACUCGGUUCCUUGGCCUGGACGGUAAUCUGGCUGCAGGUUACGAUACACCAUUGGACUGGACUGACGCUUGGAACGUGAUGGUCAUGACGAACGAUAUGAUUAACGCCAACACGGGAAAAUUUGACCCUCGCCAUAUGUAUGGCGCCACGAAUCAGGAUGUCUUCCGUUGGCCUGCCAUUGAAUUUGGCAUCGAGAGACAGCUCCUAGCACACUUUAUCACCACCCUCCAUCUCCCGGGUAUCCCGAUCCUACUGUGGGGAGAGGAACAAGCCUUCUAUAUCUUGGACGCCACCGCCUCGAACUAUGUCUAUGGUCGUCAAGCAAUGUCUCCUGCUACGGCGUGGAAAACGCAUGGCUGCUUUCAGCUAAAUGCGUCGCAGUAUCACGAUUGGCCCAUCACUGCUGGACGUCAAGGCUGUCACGAUGAAGCAGUCACCUAUGACCAUCGUGAUCCCUCCCAUCCCCUGCGGAACAUUAUCAAACAUAUGUUCCAGAUGCGGGAGGACUAUCCGGUGUUGAAUGAUGGGUAUUCCGUUGUGAAACUCUCGAAACAGACACGCGAUGUCUACUACCCUGCUUCGAACGGCACUGCGACAGAGACGGGGAUGUGGUCGAUAUUGCGUGACACAGUCUCGUCCAUUCAAGAUUUAGGGUCGGGUGAUAACCAGCCAGUGUGGCUGGUAUACCAGAACGACAACAAGACCGUGGAGUACAAAUUUGACUGCAAGAGCAACGACUCGGCUCUGAUUUCUCCGUUCACAACUGGAACGACUGUUGUCAACCUGUUCUAUCCCCAUGACGAACAUGAACUCAUCGAUGGGCCGAAGACAUUGCAUUUGAAUGGUUCGAAUGCUACCAAUGGCUGUCUGGAGAGCAUGACGUUCAACCCCUAUGAAUUCAAAGCAUACGUACCCAAGAGAGUCUUUGUUGGACCUCGACCCAUGAUCACCCAAUUCGAACCUGGUCACGAUGUACCUCAGCUUUCCAAAGUGGGCCCCAAUGACUCAGAAGAUAUCGAUGUGAGCCUCUACUUCUCGACUAAGAUGGACUGUGACGGCGUCACCAAAUCGAUCUCCUUCACAUCGACCACUGAAUCUGGCAAGACACCAUCCAUCAGCAAAGGCAGUGUGAGCUGCAGUGAUGUUAACCCAUCUGAGACGCGAUGGACGGGCCAGCUUCCGAACGCCUGGGUCUGGAAAGCCAAGUUGACGGGAGUCUACAAUGGUGUCCAUCGGCUUACGGUCAAGAAUGCGACAAGUUCCGAUAGAGGCAAAUCUACGCAAGCCACUGACCACUUUUUGAUUCGAAUUGGUCAAGCGGACAACCCGCUGGUGUUCAAUCGUGCGAACUAUUCCACCUCCCUCCUGCACCAGGACGACAAUGGCAAGCUUUACAUCCAACACAAGGCUGCAGGGGCAGACAAAUACCGUUAUUCAACCAACUGGGGAUCGUCGUAUUCUGAUUGGAUGGAUUACAAAGGUGGAAAUGACACCAUUGAAGAAUUGCCUUGGUCUGGAACGAACAAGCAGAGGUGGCAAGGGAAGCAUGUGCGCGUUGAAUACUGGAGUAAGUUGACUGGAAGCAGCGACUAUGUCCAAGAGGGUGAUUACGACUGGAAUGGUCGACGUCGGUUUCCUCAUCUCUUCUUCAACGGCCCAUUUAACCAAUACGGAUUUGACGCUGGAUUGAACAACGUCAUGGAGCAGGAUAGCGAUGGACUCUGGACCUUCCGAUUUUUGUCAGAUUUCCCGGCCCAGGGACAGUUCAAUGUCUGGGGUAUGAAUCCUGAUGGCCAACCUGAUCAGUCCUUUGUCUACGGGGAUGUGGACGGCGAUGGUGUGCUUGACCGAAUGCCGCCUUCUUCUCUCAGUGGAACCGUCAUGAAUAUCACUGAUCUGCCUCCUUCACCAUAUGUGGCAUGGAAUCUGCGAGUUGAUGAUGGUACCCUGAAAGUGCAUCUCCAACCGACGGGAUCGAGGGCUAUUCAGCUCGCAGUGUACAUUCUUCUCUGGGUUGUGCCAAUCGUCACGGGUAUUGCAUGCGUUUAUGCAUUCAUGAAGUCUUUCUAUCAGGUCAAAUUCAAUCAGGUUGGCGUCAGUGAAAGGAAGUCCAUCUUACCGCUGGCAUUCCGAAGGAAGUCCAACCAGGGCGGAGAAGGGGAGAAGAUCAACCCAUUUAUGCGCCUCGCGAACAAGUCCGGUUUUCUACAGAGCACGCCCGCGUUUGGAACAGGAGCAUCGCGCAGACGGACGAUUCUCAUCGCCACCAUGGAAUACGAUAUCGAAGAUUGGGCCAUCAAGAUUAAAAUAGGUGGCCUGGGCGUCAUGGCUCAGUUGAUGGGCAAACACCUUGGGCAUCAGAACUUGAUCUGGGUGGUCCCGUGCUGUGGAGGCAUCGAAUACCCUGUUGACCAGCCAGCUGACUCAAUGUUCGUGACGGUCCUUGGGAACCCCUACGAAGUGAAGGUCCAGUACCAUGUCUUGAAGAACAUUACAUAUGUUCUUUUGGAUGCACCGGUUUUCCGUCAACAGUCAAGCGCUGAGCCAUACCCUGCCCGCAUGGACGACCUGGAUAGCGCAAUCUACUAUUCUGCAUGGAACCAGUGCAUCGCGCAAGCUAUCCGGAGAUUCUCGAUCGAUCUCUACCACAUUAAUGACUAUCAUGGGUCCAUCGCUCCUCUUUAUCUUCUUCCGCAAACCGUCCCUGUGUGCCUGUCGCUCCACAACGCCGAAUUCCAAGGUUUGUGGCCCAUGCGGACACAGAAGGAGAGAGAUGAAGUCUGUUCUGUUUUCAACCUUGACCGCGACACUGCCAGACGUUAUGUCCAGUUUGGUGAAGUCUUCAACAUGCUCCACGCUGGUGCUAGCUACCUUCGUCUACACCAGCAGGGGUUCGGUGCUGUCGGUGUCUCCAGAAAGUAUGGCAAGCGCUCGUAUGCCCGCUACCCCAUCUUCUGGGGUCUGAAGAAAGUUGGCAAUUUACCAAACCCUGACCCCUCCGACACCGGCGAGUGGAAUAAGCAGUUACCGAAAGAUAGCGAGAUCACGGUUGAUGCAAACUACGAGGCCAGCAGAGGAGAACUCAGGCGUCAAGCGCAGGAAUGGGCCGGACUCGAGCAGAACCCCAAUGCUGACCUUUUGGUUUUUGUCGGAAGAUGGUCUAUGCAGAAGGGCAUUGACCUAAUUGCUGAUGUGAUGCCUGCUGUUCUCGAAUCUAACCCCAACGUCCAGCUCAUCUGUGUUGGCCCCGUCAUUGACCUCUAUGGAAAGUUUGCCGCACUCAAACUUGACCGUAUGAUGAAGCUCUACCCCGGACGUGUGUUUUCAAGACCUGAAUUCACGGCCCUCCCACCCUAUAUCUUCUCUGGCGCUGAGUUCGCGUUGAUUCCGUCUCGUGAUGAGCCCUUCGGCCUCGUCGCUGUUGAAUUUGGUCGAAAGGGAGCACUUGGUAUCGGUGCGCGUGUGGGUGGUCUUGGACAAAUGCCUGGUUGGUGGUACAACAUCGAAUCGACCACUACCUCCCAUCUCUUGCAGCAAUUCAAACUCGCCAUUGGCAGUGCACUCAGCUCCAAGCCGCAUGUCCGUGCGAAAAUGCGUGCCCGAUCCGCCAAGCAGCGUUUUCCUGUAGCCCAGUGGGUUGAGGACUUGGAGAUUUUGCAAUCCACUGCCGUUCGUAUUCACAGCAAGGCAAUCGCCAAGUCUCAAGGUCAGAGCACGACGCCUUCCGGGUACAAUACACCAAGUGGAAUGAUGACUCCUAGUGGUAUGAUGACGCCUCCCAUUGCCUCAGGGACCAUGACUCCCACUGGAGUGCAGACACCUCCCCCUGCACACUCGAGGGAGGGAAGUUACUCCAACAUCAACCGAUUGAGCGCAUACGGACCGCAACAACGAAACACCAUUGUGUACAGUCGUGACCCAAGUCCUGGUGGCAAUGAGAAGCCCAGGUCUGGCCUCAGCCGACAUCUUUCCCUUGGUGUUCGGGCCGGUCCGGGUCAUCUCGUGCGUCGAGGUCGUCGCCGCCUGAGGCGAAGCUAUAUUGGUAACGAGGAGAGUGCCACAAACUCUAUGACCGAGGAGAGCAGUGAUGACGAUGUGAUCCCCAGUUAUUAUGGAGAUGAGGAGUACACUCUCACUCCUGAGCAGAUCGAAGAGGGCCGUCGAGCUGCCGCACACCAACGUGAUUCGCAAGGUCAAUCUCCCGCGCGAGAUUUUUUUAGCCGGAGGCACUCCAGUCAGGCUUCCCUUCAGCGAGCUAUUGGAUCUCCGAACACGUCGGACGUAGAAGAUGGAGUGCCACAGUCGACUAGACCUGUGUAUAAUCAUGCACAGCCUGGGAACCGACUCAGCUGCUCCUCGGCUCUUUCAGUCGAUUCCAUCAUUGGUGAAAAGAAAGAUUACAAGCUUCAAAAGGUUGAUCCUUUCUUCACUGAUAGCAAUGGCGAGUACUACAGAGUGUUCGAGAAGAAACUCGAAGCACUGAAUGGUUCGAACUCAGAGUCCCAGCUUUGCAUCGAGGAAUAUCUUGUCAAGAGCGAGAAGAAAUGGUUUGACAAGUUCCGUGACGCACGCCUGGGUCGCAACCAGUCCCCUGCCUCUUCAAUUUUCCAGACCAAGCUUGAGAACACAUCGCCAUCUGGCUCUAUAUCCAACGAGGACUCUAGGUCUCGUGAAUCUGGAAGUGAUGCGAAGGGCGGAAACGACGAGUUCCAACUUGGACAUGACUAUGUCCCUCCCUCUGGGCCAAGGAAAUGGAUGCAAGUCCGCAUUGGCGGGUGGCCCAUCUAUUCGCUAUUUCUCGGUCUGGGGCAGAUUAUCGCAGCAAAUUCAUACCAGAUCACUCUGCUUACGGGAGAAGUGGGACAAACACCUGAGAAGCUCUACGGAAUUGCGACAACUUACUUGAUCACCUCGAUCAUCUGGUGGUUCCUUUUCCGCUUCUGCAAGUCUGUGAUCGUCUUAUCUCUUCCUUGGUUUUUGUACGGCCUGUCAUUCCUCAUCAUCGGUGUCGCCCAUUUCGAAACCAAUAUCUUCGCCAGAGGGUGGAUACAGAACGUCGGGGCUGGAGUGUACGCUGCUGCAUCCUCCAGCGGUGCACUUUUCUUCGCCCUCAAUUUCGGUGAUGAGAAUGGCGUCCAGGUAAAGGAGUGGGUGUUCCGCGCGUGCAUCAUCCAGGGCACGCAACAGGCCUAUAUCAUCGGAUUGUGGUAUUGGGGAACCACCAUAUCGCAAGCGAUUACCAACGGGGUCACCAAUGUUCAGAGCAAUAUUACAGAGACUUGGAGAAUGACUGCUAUCUGCUUGCCAAUCGCUGCCUUUCUCUGGGCUAUUGGCUUGCUCGUCUUCUUUGGGCUACCGAGCUACUACCGCCAGGCGCCUGGAAAGGUCCCGUCCUUCUACAAGUCCGUCUUCCGGCGCAAGAUUGUGAUCUGGAACUUUAUUGUCGUCAUUCUACAGAACUUCUUCCUGAGUGCGCCCUAUGGACGCAAUUGGGCUUUCCUCUGGAGCUCCAACCAUGCUAAGGACUGGGAAGUUGGAAUUUUGGUUAUUGUCUUUUUCGGCAUCGUCUGGGCAGGGAUUCUGUUCCUAUUUGCCCGCCUGUCCAACCGCCACAGCUGGAUCCUUCCUGUAUUCGCAUGCGGACUGGGAGCUCCUCGCUGGGCGCAGAUCUGGUGGGGUGUCUCAGGGAUGGGUCUCUUCCUACCAUGGGCUGGCGGACCUACAGCUGGCGCCCUCGCUUCUCGAAGCCUGUGGCUGUGGCUUGGUAUAAUGGACGCUCUUCAAGGCCUCGGGUUCGGCAUGAUUCUGCUCCAGACGUUGACUCGGAUGCAUAUUUGCUUCACACUACUUGCAUCGCAGGUUCUGGGAUCAAUUGCUACGAUUUGUGCGCGGGCAUUCGGUCCCAACAAUAUCGGUCCUGGCCCCAUCUCUCCCGAUGUUACAGACGGGCCCCGUGCGGUUGCCAAUGCAUGGUUCUGGAUUGCUCUCUUCUUCCAGCUGUUGAUCUGUGCUGGAUUCUUACUGUUCUUCCGGAAGGAACAGCUCACCAAGCCCUAA